AUGAGUACUGCUUCUGGAAACAAGACAAAUGACCUUGUUAAACUAGAUUUGACAGACACUGACUACCCCUCAGAGGAUGAGACUAGUCAUACCGCUUUGUCUCCUGAAGUUGUAGAAACCCCUUAUUCGGAUUCCGAGCAGGAUGAGGGGGAGAAGGAUGAUGAGGACAUGUGCUCGUACGAAGCUUAUUUGUUUCGAUGGGCAGAUGAAACCAAGGAACUCAUGACUGCUUAUGUGACAAAUCCAAGUGAAAAGACCAAAGGAGACUAUGUGGACUGGGUAAGAGCUUGUGUCCUUUGGCCAGUGAUAAAGCCAGAUGAUUUGGAUGAGUUUCUAUACGAUGCACAAGGGUUUUUGGAGGCAACUUGUACGAAGAAAGAGGAUCUCGCCCACUUGUUCAAUCAACUCGAUGCUCUGCAAGAACAAGAGCAGUCAGUGGGGGAGCAGCUUCCAGUCGAGGAUGAAGCCUCACAGCCCACAGUAGCAUUGUUAAGGGAUAGUCAAAUUGAAAACCUACCUCGAGGCAUGACCGAGGAACAGGACCCGGAUUAUGUUUGGAUCGACAUUCCUGAUGAUAAUGAGGAUGCUGAGGAGAAGGGAGGGGAAGUUCCGUCUGUUACGGGGUAA
Molecule: messenger RNA, 627 nt
Organism: Tremella mesenterica DSM 1558
Lineage: Eukaryota; Fungi; Basidiomycota; Tremellomycetes; Tremellales; Tremellaceae
Exons: 5
Coding region: 1-627 (208 amino acids)
Source: RefSeq, a predicted model, not a curated record